AUGGGGUAUUUGUUUACUAACGAUGAAAGAUACCUUCAAGACCACGGUACGAUGAUAACGCAGCAGCAACUGACACUGGAGCAGCUGCAGCAGCAGCAGCAGCUGCUGCAGCAGCACCAGCAGAUGGGUAUAGGCCCCGACGGCCGCCCGCUGCAGCAGCCAACGCAUGCAGAGCGCGCGCAGCAAAUGCUGCAGCAGAUGCAGAACCAAAUGUCUACUCUCUGGUCCUCCAAAGACAAAAAAAAACCUGUUUAUAGUGCAUUGAACUUUGACACGAUUGACGCUAUGUUUGACUCGGAUCUUCGCGAGCUGCAGCGGGGCAGCACGAAGCAGCAGCAGCAGCAGCAGCAGCAGCAGCUGCCGCUGCAGCUGGGGAGCUCUCCCCCCUCAUCAGGAGCGCAGCAGAGAACCACGCUGCAGCAGCAGCAGCAGCAGCAGCAGCAGCAGAUGAGGCAGCAGCAGCAACCCAUGAGACAGCAGCAAGCCACUGGCCGCCUCUCAAACGGACCGACAUCUACCCCUACGCCAGCCGUUGGUGCGACGGGGUUGCCGCCUAGCGGCAGCAGUUUGCUGCAGCAGCCUGCUGCUCCUCCCCCUCCUUCUCAAGACGGCAGACCACCCAACGCGCGGCACCUCUUCGAGCGCCCAGUUAUGUUUCAGACAGUCGGUGCUGCAGCAGCAGCAGCAGCAGCUGCAGCAGCAGCAGCUGCAGCAGCUGCAGCAGCAGCAGCAGCAGCAGCGGCUGCUGCUGCUGCUGCUGCUAUUUGGCUUAUGUUUGCUGCUGCGGCCCCUGGUGAAGGCUGA
Molecule: messenger RNA, 804 nt
Organism: Eimeria mitis
Lineage: Eukaryota; Apicomplexa; Conoidasida; Eucoccidiorida; Eimeriidae
Product: dynamin-like protein, putative
Exons: 6
Coding region: 1-804 (267 amino acids)
Source: RefSeq, a predicted model, not a curated record